GAAGCUCCGCUGUUUCUUGUGCUCUAGCUCUGGUGGCGGCGGCACCCGUGGCAGCCCUGGCGGACGCAGGAGCGAUGGCAGCGACCGAUAUAGCUCGCCAGGUGGAGGAGGCUUCUGCUGCUGGGAUUUGAAACCGUGGGUUUCUCCGCCGCCUGCAAGAGGAAGGAGGCCACAUAUGUGCUCAAGGAGGGUGAGAAUUAUGCCGCGUGCUCCUUGCUGGCCCUGGACUUGGGUCAUCCGUUCCACUCACUUAAAGGGUGAAGGUUGCCGCACGGUCCCCCUGGCUGGACACGUGGGGUUUGACAGCUUGCCCGACCAGCUGGUGAAUAAGUCCGUCAGCGAGGGCUUCUGCUUCAACAUCCUGUGCGUGGGAGAGACAGGUUUGGGCAAGUCUACCCUCAUGGACACCUUGUUCAACACGAAGUUUGAGGGGGAGCCGGCCACCCACACACAGCCGGGUGUCCAGCUCCGGUCCAACACCUACGACCUCCAAGAGAGCAACGUGGGGCUGAAGCUCACCAUCGUUAGCACAGUGGGCUUUGGGGACCAGAUCAACAAGGAGGACAGCUACAAGCCCAUCGUGGAAUUCAUUGACGCCCAGUUCGAGGCUUACCUGCAGGAAGAGCUAAAGAUCCGCAGGGUACUGCACACCUACCACGACUCCCGAAUCCACGCCUGCUUGUACUUCAUCGCCCCCACGGGCCACUCCCUGAAGUCUCUGGACCUCGUGACAAUGAAGAAGCUGGACAGUAAGGUGAACAUCAUCCCCAUCAUCGCCAAAUCAGAUGCCAUUUCGAAGAGUGAGCUAACAAAGUUCAAAAUCAAAAUCACCAGCGAACUUGUCAGCAACGGGGUCCAGAUCUACCAAUUCCCUACAGAUGAUGAGUCAGUGGCAGAGAUCAAUGGAACCAUGAACGCGCACCUGCCGUUCGCUGUCAUCGGCAGCACAGAGGAGCUGAAGAUAGGCAACAAGAUGAUGAAGGCGCGGCAGUAUCCUUGGGGCACCGUGCAGGUGGAGAACGAGGCCCACUGUGACUUCGUGAAGCUGCGGGAGAUGCUGAUCCGGGUGAACAUGGAGGACCUCCGGGAGCAGACCCACAGCCGGCACUACGAGCUUUACCGGCGCUGCAAGCUGGAGGAGAUGGGCUUCAAGGACACAGACCCCGACAGCAAACCCUUCAGCUUACAGGAGACAUAUGAGGCCAAAAGGAAUGAGUUCCUGGGGGAGCUCCAGAAAAAAGAAGAGGAGAUGAGACAGAUGUUUGUCCAGAGAGUCAAAGAGAAAGAAGCUGAACUUAAAGAGGCAGAGAAAGAGCUGCAUGAAAAGUUUGACCGUCUAAAGAAGCUACACCAGGAUGAGAAGAAGAAGCUGGAGGAUAAGAAGAAGUCCCUGGACGAUGAAGUGAACGCCUUCAAACAGAGAAAGACAGCGGCCGAGCUGCUCCAGUCCCAGGGCUCCCAGGCUGGAGGCUCACAGACUCUGAAAAGGGACAAAGAGAAGAAAAACUUUUUUUAAUCUUGUCUUCAGCAGCUGCACUAAGUCUCAAGGAGAAGACUGCCAUUAUCUUGUCUCAAACCAGAAACCAACCAAUCCCCUUCUCCCCUCAAACUGGGCCCGUAACACACACCACACUCCACAAGGGUUCUCCUGGCUUACAUGGUAUUUUAAAUGGAAAUGUCUUGUCCUAACCUAAGCAAGGCAGGAAAAGAACCUUCCGAGCUGGAGAACGGGCCAAAUGUAACCUGAGAGAGAGAGCCGCAGGACGACUCACCCAAGUGUCAGUGACUGGGACGGGAGACAGCUAUGGGUGUGGAAGCGCUGUUCCCAAGUUUCCCGGUUUUCCUUUUUAAACACCAAUUCUCCGGUCCAAUGGGUUGACUGUCGACGGCCACUCACUGUUAAACAUUUCUGAAUAUGGAAGAGAAAGUCAAGCGACAGUCCUCUCCUCAGCAUUCACAGGCCUUCUGCAGAACUCACCCCUCCCCUGCCCCAGUAAGGGGGAAAACGGAUCCAUUCACUCUCAGGUGGGGAAGGGAGAGACAGAAGGGGCUUUAAGGUUAGUAAGAGCAAAACUACUCCAUUCAACCCUCCAGGGCCAUUUGGGGUUUUGAGAGAAGUUUCUGCUCAACCUGGGGUCUGCAAGGAGAGUUUCGUGUUCAUAGAUCUGCCUUGAAUUCAUUGGCUUAACUUGCAUCAAAAUACCAUGUAAGCGCGCUCUUUCCUGUAUAUCCCUACAGUCAUUGCCAUUCCACUGUCUGGUGUCUCCUGAGAGAGCCUCUUUGCAUGUUUUCCAGAAUCUCUGUGUUUUUCUUUCUUCUCCUUUGUUCUUUUUGCUCAAAAGUGUGACCGGUCACCGCCCCUCUGAGGCUUUCAUUUGCCAGGAGAAACACCCCAAAACCAGCACUGUUUAGCUUGAUACCUUUCUAAUGUCCAUGUCAAUUUUCAAUAAAAUUCAAAGAAAUGCUCCA
Molecule: messenger RNA, 2469 nt
Organism: Lontra canadensis (Northern American river otter)
Lineage: Eukaryota; Metazoa; Chordata; Mammalia; Carnivora; Mustelidae
Gene: SEPTIN6
Product: septin 6
Exons: 11
Coding region: 176-1516 (446 amino acids)
Biological process (GO): cytoskeleton-dependent cytokinesis; cilium assembly
Cellular component (GO): cell division site; septin complex; septin ring
Molecular function (GO): GTP binding; molecular adaptor activity; GTPase activity
Source: RefSeq, a predicted model, not a curated record